This is a messenger RNA of Cuscuta epithymum, 9686 nucleotides long. The record is from the annotation of a GenBank genome assembly. NCBI's taxonomy places the organism in Eukaryota, Viridiplantae, Streptophyta, Magnoliopsida, Solanales, Convolvulaceae.
UAAGUCAGCCCAACAAAUGAAAAAAAAAAAAUAAUGGCAGCAGUUUGUUCGUUUCACUGGCAGCCCAAAAAGAAAAGGAAAAAUGGAUCAACUGGGUUUUUUUUUGGGAGGAACCAGCAGCCGCACGGAGGAUUCGAUCUGUUCUAUUCUUUCUGGGAUCACACUUAGCCGCAGUUCAUCAAUUCAUUUUUUUUUUCCCCAACACAAGCAGCCAUAGGUAGGAGGUUUUUCUUUCGUUCUGGUCAAUUAGUCGAAGCAAGCAGAUCUUCAAUUCCUAGCACAGCAGCAACGCUUUUCUUUUCUCUCCUUUGAAGUAGCCGUAGCAGCAACCAAGAACCAAGGAGGUUCUUAAACUUCGAUUUCUUUCAAUUCAAUUUAGACUCCAAGUAAUGGUUGUAAAUUUCAGCACUAUCUACAUUCUUAUUCUUGAUUUUGGAUUGAAUUUGAACUUCUUAGUCUAUAGUUAAUAACUUCCGAUUUUCUCAUUUAAUUAAGUCAUUGCCUUUUUUACUUUAAUUAAAUAUUUAACCAGCUCCUUAUAAUGCUUUUCAAUAUUAUUGUGAUGUUAAUUUUAAGUAUGAGUAGCUAAUUCCAUAUAGGGUUUGAAUUGGGGCUAGGGUUCAUGGGUUCUUGAGGGUGUGAAUUUAGUUUUUGAAAUUCAAUUAAUUUUCUGGAUAGUUGUAUAAGGUUAAUCCUAAUUGCCUAUAUGAAUUUGAUCACCUCAUAUAUGAAUGUUUAGAUUUAAUUCAAUUCUUGUCUAUGAGAAAUUGAGUUAAAUUAGCUCAGGUCUUAUACAAGCAAUCUGACCUUAGAAAUAAGUUAGGAUUGUGAAAUAUUGAUCUGAUUCUUGUCUAUGAGAACUCAUUUCAUUUUCUUUCCAGAAAUAAUCGAAAAUUAAUUUACUUAAUUCUAAUCCCGAAAGAACACCCAGAACCCGAACCAUCCAAUUUGAACCCUGUUUUAAUAUCUAGAAUCAUUUUUUUUUUCUCUACUUAUUUUUUGCAGUCGCUAUUAGUUAGUUUUUUUUCUUAACACUCAAAAAAAAUAUUUAUUCGGAAAGAUUACCAUGACUUGUGCUGGCCUGUGAUCACGGACUGUAUUUAAAACUUCCUUUUUGCCACUCCUUGAGAGACGAUACUCGUGGUCUGGUUAUUCUUCGGAUUAGCCAACUACGUUUUACUCACUAAAAAAAUACACCGAUCAAAUGGCGCCGUUGCCGGGGAGUGGCACGGUUGUUUGUUAAGUACUUUCUGUGGAAUAGGUAAAAGCAAGUCGGUGAGACUUUCUAUUUUUUUUUUUUUUUUUUCCUGUUAUUUGUUUGUCGUUUUUGGUGUUCUUUGCACGUGAACUAAGCUGCAGGAACCGGUGUAUGCACACACGUGCUCGGGGAACUGAAGGCUUGAUCCCAUUGAAUCCAAACCCCGAGCGUAUUUUGAGAAGAAGAAAAGGAAGGUCAAGAAACAUGGCCGGAGAACAACAGCCCGCAAGGAGGACAAUGUAUGAACAAAUUACUCCGCAAUUUGCAGAGGUUGAUGGAAUAACCAUGCCGGGCAUUGAAGCUGCAAAUUACCAACUAUCUCCCGGAUUAAUCAAUCUAGCUCAGAGUAACCAGUUCGGAGGGAUGAGACAUGAAGAUGCCCAGACACAUAUGCGUUGGUUUAAUCGUCUCUGUCGGACCUCGCGAAUCAAUGGAGUUUCUGAAGCAGCUAACAAAUUACUUUUGUUCCCAUUCACUCUAAGGGACAAGGCGCAACACUGGCUCGAUAGCCACACUUUUGCCACCUGGGAUGAAUUAUACCAAGCUUUCAUGAAACAGUACUGCCCAGCAUCCGCAGGAAUCAAAGCCAAGGCAGCUCUCCAGAACUUUAGGCAAGGGAGGAACGAGACAUUGAGUGAGGCUUGGGAGCGGUACAAGGAGCUCCGAAUUAACUGUCCAUCCAACAUCAUGGAGAGCAUGGACACCAUAUUUCACUUCUACAAUGGGUUGUCCAUUGAGAGCAAAAAGGAGUUGGAUUACUCUUCUAAAACAGGUUCAAUCCUAAGGCUAACAUCAGGAGAAGGUGAAGAACUGAUAGAGACUAUUACCUCAAAUGAGAGGUACUGGUAUGAUGAGCGAAGUGAAAGAGCGCCACAGAAGGCAGGAUUAUAUGAGGUUGAUUCUAGUACAGCUGCUGCCGCAAAACUGGAUGCUCUUGUCCUAAAGUUUGAGAAACUCUAUGAAGCUCAGGCGCAGAACCAAUACCAAGGUGGCCAGGGGAUGAACCAGAGGAGUGUUCGACCAAUGCCAAACCAGAAUCCAGUGAGAGACAUGGUGCUUUCGUGUGAUCAUUGUUUCGGAGCCCACCUGACCAAUUCAUGUCCUCAAUUCUUUGAAGAGCCCAUUUCACCUCAAGAAGUAAAUCUUAUGGAGUAUGGUAAGAAAGGAGAGGGUCCACUAGCACCUCAAUACCAAGGAAACCGGGGUAACUUUGCUGGCUACAACAACCAGAGGAAUAAUUUUCAGAGUGGUGCAAACCAGUGGAGAGAUAAUAACCGCCAAGGUGGGUACCAACGAGGCCAAGGAAGUGGCAGCAACCAGCCUUAUGUGCCCCCACAUAUCAGACAACAAGAUAAUUCAGCUCAUUCCCAACUAGAUUUGGUGCUUGCAGAGCUGACACGGGCUAGAGAAGAAAAUGAAUUAAGAGAUAAAAGAGCAAGAGAGGAAAAGAUUUUGAUGGAGCAGCGGUUGAGGAACCUUGAGCUGCAACAUGAGCAGCGAAUACGGGAACUAGAGAACAGAUUCUUUGCAGGUCCUUCCGGGAGGCAGUCUGGAAGCCUUCCCAGCACUACAGAGCCAAACCCAAGAGAGCAUGUGAAUGCAAUAAAUCUGCGCAGUGGGAAGCAAGUUCGUGAACCAAUGGUGGAUGCCAAAGAGAGCCAAGCCCAGAGUGUUCCUAGCUGUCCAGGAAAGAGUGCAGAGCUAGAAAGCCCAGAACCUUUUCAAAGACAAUCUGAAGGUGAGCUAAAGUUCAAUUCUGACCCGCCAGGCCAGCGAGAGGGUAAAGCAAUCAUCGAGCAGAAUACACCCCAACAAGAGACCAAGAGGGCUAAUGCACCAGUUGUUCCAUUCCCUACUCGUGUCAAGAAGGGCGAGGACCGCAAGAGAGAAUACAAGUUUAUGGAGAUGAUUAGCAAACUACAUGUGGAGAUGCCACUCACAGAAGUACUUGCGGAGAUGCCUAAAUAUGCAAGGUUCUUGAAGGACUUAAUCACCAACAAAAAGAGGCUAGAGGAGUACUCUGUGGUUGACCUAAAUGCAGAGUGCUCAGCUGUGGUGACAAAGAUGAUGCCGGAAAAGCUCAAGGAUCCAGGUUCUUUCAUUAUACCUUGUUCUAUUCAUGAUUAUGUUUUUAAAAAUGCACUAGCUGAUCUAGGAGCCAGCAUCAACUUGAUGCCGGCUUCUCUUGUUGAUAAGUUGGGACUGGGUGGAAUGAAACCCACUAGGAUGUGUCUUCAAUUAGCCGAUCGCUCUAUUAAGUACCCAAGUGGUAUUAUUGAGGACGUCCUAGUCAGGGUUGGUGAGUUUAUUUUUCCUGUAGAUUUUGUCGUUAUGGAUAUAGAGGAGGAUCGUGGUACCCCUCUUAUUUUGGGGCGGCCCUUCUUGGCCACUGCCCGUGCUGUUAUUGAUGUGUCUGAUGGUUCAUUGACUCUGAGAAUUGGAGAGGACACUUGUACUUUUCGACUCUCAGAAGUUAUGAACCACCCCGAGGCACAAACUGAGAGCUGUAAUUUUCUUCAUAUGUAUGAGUGCAUUGAGGAUUAUUUAUUUGGGGGCCAGGGUGAGAGUGAUUAUUCUGAUGAUACUGCAUGUGGUGAGGUCUUAGAUGUGGGUAUGUGUGAUGAUGAAAUGUUAUCUCAUGAACUUAAAUGCUCUGUUGAUGAUUUGCUAGGAGAAGCCUCUCAAGAGGUUUCAGGUAGUACUGUUGUUGAUACACCCCCAUGUGAGCAGUUUUCUGAGCUUAAAAGGCUCCCAGAACACCUACAGUACGCUUCAUUGGAUGAUGAGGGCAAACACCCCAUUAUCAUUGCUUCUGAUUUAGAGAGAGAUGAAAAAGAUAAGGUUGUGUCCUUGCUUAGGCGGCGUGAAGGGGCCAUUGCCCGCACGCUGGGGGAUAUUAAGGGGAUCGAUCCUACCCUUUGCACACAUAGGAUUAGCAUUGAGGAAGGGUUCAGACCGACAGUGCAACCACUGCGCAGGUUGAACCCUAAUUUGAUGGAGGUUGUGAGAACCGAGAUUUUGAGGCUUUUAGAUGCAGACAUUAUAUACCCAAUUUCUGAUAGUAGUUGGGUGAGUCCUAUUCAUAUGGUUCCUAAGAAAGGGGGAAUGACUGCUGUUGAGAAUGACAAAGGGGAGUUAAUACCUACUCGCAUUGUGUCAGGGUGGCGGAUGGUGAUUGAUUACCGAAAACUAAAUGAUGCCACCCGGAAAGACCACUUCCCUUUGCCAUUUAUUGAUCAGUUAGUUGAGAAUUUAGCAGGGCACGGGUAUUAUUGUUUCUUAGAUGGGAUGAGUGGGUACUUCCAGAUUCAUGUAGACCCUAGAGAUCAGGAGAAGACCACCUUUACUUGUCCCUUUGGCACUUUUGCUUUCCGUAGGAUGCCCUUCGGUUUGUGUAAUGCUCCUGCUACAUUUAUGCGUUGUAUGCUAGCCAUUUUUGACAGGUUUAUUGGAGAUUUCAUGGAAGUAUUUAUGGAUGAUUUUUCUGUGUUCGGUGAUACUUUUGACUCUUGCUUAACUAACCUUGACAGGGUGCUUGCUAGAUGUGAGGAGACCCACUUGGCCUUAAGUUGGGAGAAAUGCCACUUUAUGGUCAGGGAGGGCAUUGUUUUAGGGCAUAAGGUUUCUGAAAAGGGAAUUGAGGUUGAUAAGGCGAAGGUUGAGGCUAUAGAGAAACUUCCGUAUCCAACCACAGUAAAAGCCAUCCGUAGCUUUCUUGGGCACGCUGGUUUUUACCGCCGGUUUAUACAGGAUUUCUCUAAGAUUGCCCGACCUUUGACUAAUCUUUUAGGGAAAGAUGUACCUUUUGAUUUUUCACCUGAUUGUGUUGUUGCUUUUGAUACUUUGAAAAGGAAAUUGACUGAGGCUCCCAUUCUUGCUACACCCGAUUGGUCUUUACCUUUCGAGAUAAUGUGUGAUGCUAGCGAUCAAGUGGUUGGGGCUAUCCUGGGUCAAACCAAGGAUAAGCACUUUCGCCCUAUCUACUAUGCCAGUAAGACUUUAGCGGGGCCUCAGCUCAAUUAUACUACUACUGAAAAAGAGUUUUUGGCUAUUGUGUUUGCUUUGGAGAAAUUUAGACCCUACAUCAUUCUUUCUAAGGUAAUUGUCUUCACUGACCAUGCGGCUUUGAGGUAUUUACUUCAGAAGAAUGAUGCAAGGCCUAGGCUUCUCCGCUGGAUUCUUUUGUUGCAGGAAUUCUAUGUGGAGAUCAAAGAUCGAAAGGGGACCGCUAACCAAGCAGCGGAUCAUUUAUCUAGACUAGAGACUGAAGUGGUGGAGACAUUCAAAAAGUUUGAGCUUGAAGAGACUUUUCCAGAUGAGAGGCUUCUCGCCAUUCAGCACGGUUCAAAGAUGCCUUGGUAUGCAGAUCUUGCUAACUUUCUUGUGGGCAAAGUUGAACCUGCCGGGAUGUCUCGCCACAUGAUUAAGAGAUUGAAGUCUGAAGCCAAGCAUUACUUCUGGGAUGAUCCAUACUUGUUCAAAAUUUGUGCUGACCAAGUUGUGAGAAGAUGUGUACCUGAACAAGAAGGAAAGGAGAUUCUAAUGCAUUGUCAUACUGGACCCACAUGAGGUCACUUCUCAGGAGAGAGGACUGCCAGGAAAGUUCUCGAUUGUGGAUUCUAUUGGCCCACCAUUUUUAAGGAUGCUCAUGCUUAUGUUUCAGCUUGUGAUCAGUGCCAGAGGACUGGGAACAUAUCCCGGAGGGAUGAGAUGCCACAACACUAUAUUUUGCCAUGUGAAGUGUUCGAUGUGUGGGGAAUUGAUUUCAUGGGCCCUUUCCCGAGUUCGAAAGGGAACAAGUUCAUAAUAGUUGCUGUUGAUUAUGUGUCCAAGUGGGUGGAGGCCCAAGCAUGUUCCACGAAUGACACAAAGGUGGUUGUCCGAUUCUUAAAGAAGUUAUUUGCACGAUUUGGUGUUCCCAGAAUCUUGAUCAGUGAUAGGGGCAGCCAUUUCAGAAGUGACCCUAUGGCCCGUAUCCUUCAGCGAUAUGGUGUUCAACACAGAAGCGGAGUGGCCUACCAUCCCCAGUCUCAAGGUCAGGUUGAAAAUUCAAAUAGAGAAAUCAAGGCAGUAUUGGAAAAGACAGUUGGUCGGUCAAGAAAGGACUGGGCAGAAAAGCUUGAUGAUGCUUUGUGGGCUAUUCGAACAGCAUAUAAAACUCCUGUUGGCGCCACACCAUUCAGGUUGGUUUAUGGAAAAUCAUGUCAUCUUCCAGUGGAGGUCGAGCAUAAGGCAUUUUGGGCUCUGAAGAAUGUUGUAUUUGACCUUGAAGGGGCUGGAAAGGAGAGAUUUUAUCAGCUGAAUGAGCUUGAAGAGUGGCGUGCUAUGGCCUUCCACAACAACCAUUUGUAUAAGGAGCGAGUGAAGCAAUAUCAUGAUAGGCACAUCAAGCAAUCCCGCGAGUUUAGAGUUGGAGAUCAGGUGCUGCUGUAUAAUUCUAGGUUGAAGUUGUUCCCUGGGAAACUGCGUUCCAGAUGGUCAGGGCCAUUUACUGUGACUGAGGUCUAUCCGUAUGGCACCAUUGAGUUGCAUGAUCCUGAAAAGGGAAACUUUAAGGUUAAUGGUCAUCAAGUGAAGCUCUAUUAUGGUGAGAAAGUGAGCACUGAAAGGGAGGUUCUUUAUCUUAAGGAGAUUAGCGGCUGAGCAUGAUCUAUCGUCAAGCUAAUGACGUUAAAGAAGCGCUUCUGGGAGGCAACCCACCAAAAAAAAAGGAAAAAAAAAAGAAAAAAAAAGAAAAAAGAAUUAGGAGUUUGUUAUUUCUUGUUUCUGCAUUUUUUUUCCCAUUGUUUUUGUGAUUUCUUCUUGUGGUUGUGCGGUUGGAGUUCUUUGUUUUGAAUUGCAGGUGCGGCAUGGGAGUCAUGAACUGAUUUUGGAAGAAUUAUGGUCCUAUGUAGAUGGAGUUCCUCAGAGCUACAAGUUGCAGUUUGCUUCACAGAGUGGGAUGCUCAAGAUGUGGGGCCGUUGGCAGCUUCUAUAUGGCGCCACAUGCUGAUUUUUGAGGAAUAGAUAAGCUGGCCGUUGACAAUAGACCAUUUUGAUGGACAAGACUCUGCUGGCAGAUUCAGGUUGGCACUUUGAUUUUAUGACCCGGCGUAUGAGCAGACAGAGGAGUUUCAGCAACUUCUUUCCCAACUAAUUUGGGCUAAAAGCCUUCUGGGAAUGCCAUUCUACACAUGAUACAAAGUUUGAUGCUCAUAGAAGUUCUAACAGACUGUGAACCAGGCUGCCUUAAUGUGUUUCUUCAUUGGAAAAAACCUUCACAGUAGCAGUCAAAUCACGAGCAAGGUGCCAGAGUGUUUCAUUUUCUUCUUGUGCCGCAUUUUGAGCACGUUUCAGUGGACAAAGCAGUGCUCGUAGGCUUGUUUUUACUUCACCAGUGCACCAGACAGCCAUUCACACUUACUCAAGAUUGAAAGAGUUCAAGUAGCGUACAAGGCAGACUGUGUGAAAGAUUCAGCGGUAUAUAUGCAUCGAGGGGGCUGAGUUUUGAGUUAUUAAGGAGGCUAUUCACUGCUGUUUGGUUUGUACGGUAUUCUGCUAACUCUUACUACGUUGUUAAUAAUGUGUGGUUACUCUCAUAUUACUCCUUUGUUGAAUUGUGUUGAUUAUCAUUCUGAUUAUGAUGUGCUGCCGGGCUGAAAAUCAUUUUAUUCUUUAACUUGCCCCUGUUAUUUUUGUUUUAAUCUUUUCUUUGACCUCGAGGGCGAUGUCACCCCUAAGUGUGGGGAGGUUUGGUUUUAGCUUGGUCAUGACAUUUGGUGAUGAAAUUAUUCCGCCCAAGAACAUUUUGAGGUGUACAAAUUCUUUUUUCUGGUUUAGCAACGCAACAGAGGUAACUUGUUAAUCUUUAUUUUCUUUUGUAAUCUUCCAUCUCCUCCAUCUUUCUUGGAAAGAAUUAGUAAUGGUGUAAUCAUCGGGGUGGUGUGUAUAUUCUUGGGAAUGUUGGCAUGUUGGAUGGUUUGAUUUGUGUAGAUUAAAUUCGGUUUUACUCGUGAUUCACUAGUUCGUCAUUAAUAAUUCCUUGACUGGCCAAGUGUUGAAAAUCCUUACUCCGUAAGGAGCUCUGCUUUCUAAGCAUAUCGGGAUAACUUCAUGCUAAGCGGGUAACUGAUUCUUGUAAUGGGGUUACACUUCAUGUGUCGAGAAUUUCAUCCCUGAAAUGGGGCUCUGCUCAUCUCGCGAAUCACCCUGUGUGAGAGUUGAGUACACAGUAAUGAGAUAAACUCCCAGGCCCUAGAGCUUGAAUCAGUCCUGCAAACCAGAACCUGGUCAACUUUUCAUAUUAAAAAAAAAAAGAAUCACGAGUAUACCAGUUUUAUCACACAACUCUUGGGUUUUUGGAAUGAUUGGUGGUUUGGAUUUCACACACCUACACCGUUGGGACCAUCAUGCUUUUCUCUACAUUUUAGUCGGUUGGAGAGGAAUUUUACUUUUGAAAAUAUUGUUUAGCAUGUGAAUCUUGGUUUCGUUGUUAAGAAAGAAAAGACCUUGUGCAGUCAUUUGUUUUGGGUGUGAAUGGUUUUUGAACCAGGUGUUGCAUGUGAUUAUUUAUGUUUCCGUGGGUUUAAUGCACUAUUGCUUGGGGGCAAGCAACGCUCAAGUGUGGGGAGAUUUGAUAGGCUCGUUCCGUUCCUAUCUUUUCACCCAUAUUUUGGGUGCUCAUUGUCUAAUUUUUGUAAUUAACCAGGUGACUAUUGGGGGUUUUGAGUAAAAAUUUGCUAAUUUUCGGUCCCGAUGGCAGUCAUAUUGGAAAUAGUAUUUUUUCUACACAAUUUGACAUUUUUGGAGUAAUUUGAUUGUAAAGUUACAUAUUAUUAGCGGGUGUGGUGAGUUGUUAUUGUACAGGCUGAGUUCGCGGUGAAUAUGUUUGGACCGGAUCAUUAAAGGACGGUUUUUGAAGUUAUUGUGUGCAAUCCAAAAAGAUUAAGUCAGCCCAACAAAUGAAAAAAAAAAAAUAAUGGCAGCAGUUUGUUCGUUUCACUGGCAGCCCAAAAAGAAAAGGAAAAAUGGAUCAACUGGGUUUUUUUUUGGGAGGAACCAGCAGCCGCACGGAGGAUUCGAUCUGUUCUAUUCUUUCUGGGAUCACACUUAGCCGCAGUUCAUCAAUUCAUUUUUUUUUUCCCCAACACAAGCAGCCAUAGGUAGGAGGUUUUUCUUUCGUUCUGGUCAAUUAGUCGAAGCAAGCAGAUCUUCAAUUCCUAGCACAGCAGCAACGCUUUUCUUUUCUCUCCUUUGAAGUAGCCGUAGCAGCAACCAAGAACCAAGGAGGUUCUUAAACUUCGAUUUCUUUCAAUUCAAUUUAGACUCCAAGUAAUGGUUGUAAAUUUCAGCACUAUCUACAUUCUUAUUCUUGAUUUUGGAUUGAAUUUGAACUUCUUAGUCUAUAGUUAAUAACUUCCGAUUUUCUCAUUUAAUUAAGUCAUUGCCU